Molecule: messenger RNA, 720 nt
Organism: Apiotrichum porosum
Lineage: Eukaryota; Fungi; Basidiomycota; Tremellomycetes; Trichosporonales; Trichosporonaceae
Exons: 3
Coding region: 1-720 (239 amino acids)
Source: RefSeq, a predicted model, not a curated record
AUGCUCCACCCUUACUCGGGUGCGUCCAAGCCCAUGCCCGACUGGGACUCUAUCCCAUCUCGACCACUCCCAUUUGCUGCUACACUCCAUGACCUUGAUCUCAAUGCCCAACCCUCUGCUUCCUUACCAGCUCCAAAGAUUCCCAGGCCGAAGCGUCACCAACCAGACGACUUUCCUCCGGCCUUUCCGACCCCAGUCUACGGACAUGCCCGACAUGGCAGCGUGUCCUCGCCUACUCCAGUUGGCCGCGGCUUGCUGGGGUCUCCUAGCCCCUACAAAGCCGUUGUUGGAAGUGACGACUGGAUGCAGAUGAGGGUCGCCCACUGUGUGGACAAUGCCAAAUGUGACUUGGUGUUAUCUGACUUUGGUCUCGAACGCUUGUCAACCAGGAUUGCGGAUCUCGGCGACCUCGUGACCUUGCCAACAGCCCAAUCUCCUACGGCAUCUCCUUCUGCUCGUUUGUCACGCGCUAUGGCCAACCAGUCUCCUAGCCUCAACGCCGCCAUCGCGGGACCGAGUUCGCGAGCUCUAGCGCUUGGCGAGAGAUCGUUCUCCCGAACACAGUCUGCCCCGGCCUCGGCAGCGUUCUUCUCAAGCCUGAGGCAAUCCCCUACAUCAAACCUGAGCAACCGUUCCUCGCUGCUUCCCGCUCUUCCCCUCGCGCCGUUUGGAGCCCUUGGUGCAACGGAAGUCGCCAAUGACGACUCGGAUAGCCCUUAA